This is a messenger RNA of Suillus discolor, 2805 nucleotides long. RefSeq lists its product as uncharacterized. The transcript is spliced from 20 exons. Bases 1 to 2805 code for a protein of 934 amino acids. NCBI's taxonomy places the organism in Eukaryota, Fungi, Basidiomycota, Agaricomycetes, Boletales, Suillaceae. The record is from RefSeq and is a predicted model, not a curated record.
AUGGCUUCCUCCUCCCACAUUGCCCACGAUCACCAUAUGAACGAGCCGGCUGCAAAGCUGGACUCAUUUAUGUUUGACAAUUCUGGCCUCACACCCUACUGUGGCGAUUCCGUUGGUCUGGAUGAUAUUGACUUCAUUGGUUAUUUGGCUUUGGGACCUGGGCCGACUCUGUACCCUCUAUAUUAUCGACCGAUGCUACAUAAUACUUUGACAGUGCCCAUUUCUCUAUACGCUUAUGUGCUGACACCAGUCAUCCAUCGUUCGGCCUUGGAAACCAAACAGAGCACAGAAGUUCCCAUCUACAUUAAGUCUUUUCAUGCUACGAAUGCGCAUUUAAAUUUGCCUACGAAGUCCAUGAGGGUAGGUCCCGAUAACCAGUUCUAUGUUGUGUACGACUGUCUUGGUCCUAACAACCCCACCACUGUCGUUCAUCUCGCCCGGCAUCCUACUGGUUAUUACCCUUGGUCCAACAUUGAUUUCACAGUCCUUGCAGCCACAUCAGAUGCCUACAACAGUAGUGGUGUUGCAAUAAUCCCUGGUUCUUCCACCCUCAUGACUUCGGACGACGUAACUGAAGCCGACAGUUUAAAUGAUGCCUCCAUGUUGGAUGAGUCUUGCGGCAACGAACAUUUGAUACCUGGAGACCCAACCAGUGCCCAUGCAUCCCAAGCAGCCACAUCGAACUCGCCAACUAUCUAUUCAUGGAUUUCAUACUCAGGCAACAUGUUACCCAGCACCGCUGCCAGUACCCAUCAAGUCCACGCAAAUCACAAAUCAACUCCCACUUCCAAGCGAAAAAAAGCGAAAAAAGCUGCUGUACCCGAAGGGGGCCUCAAGAGAGUCAUGAAUAAUUAUCCGAAGUGGAAAUUGGCCCUUGCCUACCUCCGGGUGCUGCUACGUAUAGCAGUUUGCAUUGGUGAAAUCCCAAACCCCCACCGGCUCACUUUUGAAAAUCGGGCAGAAGCUAUUCGCAAUGUCUGGCCUUGGGCUCUCCUUCGGGCUAAUAUUGAUUCCCGCGAUUUGGAAGAGGGUGGGAAGCUAAAUUUCUCUGACACGCUAGACAUACUGACCCCCUUCUCAGUGUUGUCGCUUACCACUAAGACUACUAUGUCUCAUGACGAUGUAUUGAAACUCCUCAUCCCAGAACAGGCCAACCCAUCACUCUCAGAGUUUGUCUACGAUACCAAGCGCUUGGUGUCAUGCUCGAUCAGCCAUGCUCAGGCAGGCUUCAACCUCGACGACUUAGGUGCAGGCAUCUUAUUGCUCGACAUGAUUCAAACUCUGCUCCAGCAGUUCAUUAGACCAAAAUCGAAUGUUCUGCCGAUUAGAGAAAACGGUUUUGCUUGGUUCCUCACCCACCAAAUUGCCAAAGAGAUCAUGUGGCACAUUGUUUUUCGUACAACUAGCACACACGCUGUUCGACUGGUGUUGGCUGAUCUGGAGCCAACAAUGUUUAGAAAUGUAGAUCACCCACCCUUUCUGACUAUGUCGUUUCUGGGGUCCAGUUGUUACGGUGCUCUCCUGCUGAAAUACACAACCUUAACGGAAAUACCCGUCGAUCUACUACAAUAUCCACACCCGGCUCAGGUGUACGAAGAGCUCUGUGAGAUGGCUGUCACACUUGUCCACGAGCGCAAUGACGAGGGUCACCCUGAGCUCAUGUUCAGCUUGGCCCAAUUGUGCAACAUUAUCCAGAAUGGUGGCGACUAUGUUACUCAAAAGAGUUCGUCGGAGGAGUUUUGCCUUUCUUCUGCAGAUGUUCUAUCCGCCUUCCCUGCAUCUACAUCUGCCAUUGUAUGCAAAUCUGAAUACUGCUGGGAAUCUGUCCAAGCUUCCCCAGACAGUUGCAAAUUUAAACUUGCGACCACGAGGGUUCUACAACUCUUCCGGGGCAACACUAUCAUCAUGAGGGGGAAAAAUGUUGCGACACCAUACUCAUUCGCCCGAGCUCCGGUUAUGUCGAAGGACAAUCGCAUUCAGGGAAUACACAUCGUACCAUUCGACAACUCCAUCAAAAGUCUCAGUGAUAACAUCUUCAAUGUCUACCUUGAACUCUACUUCCUCGAAGCUAUUACCCCUGCUGUCCUUGCUGGUGUUGAUGUGACUCAUGCGGAGAACGAGACUGGCUCAUUCUUGAUCAAUGGCCCGCCAGACGAAGCUGCAGCCAAGUUUCUCCGCCGAAUCUCCGAGUUCGAUCACUGCCAGCUUCCAUACUCCCUCUACACUACAGCUUCUGUGCUGUUUGAAUCGGUCGACCCACACGAUCUGAUAGCUCUCCUUGACAUGAGCAUCAGGGAAAUCGCCAUGCAGACGCAGCUCCAGCAAGAGGACACUCCAUCGCUUGCUACAAAGCUCCCCCUGGAUGCUGUCGACUAUGAAGGAGUAUGUCAAGAAUCUCCCUCGGUCAAAUUCGACUGUCCCAGACGCAUAGAGGCUGUCCAAUCCAAAUGCAUGACAUGGCUUUCCUCCUGCCGCAAGGCAUCGCUUCUGAUGUCAUCACGUUUUCAUGACACUACAGCAGUUGGUAACAAAGCUAGCCGAGUACUUAUUGACCCCCCGCAACAUGUAAAUGUUUCUUGCUGCCAUGAAAACCUCUCAAAGCCAGGUGAUCCAAUUCUUCACCUACCUGGUUACUUGAAAUCCCAUGUUGAUGAUAUGGCACGUCGUGCAUACGUGAGCGCAUGCCUUGCGGAAAUCAACAGACCUCUAGGCACCGGUACUGGUAACGAUAACAGCAACCACUUCAGAGCAGAGAGUAAAACACUGGAUGAACUCAAGUAUGACUUCCGUUGUCUUCUUAGAUAG